Alnus glutinosa is the source of this 564-nucleotide messenger RNA. RefSeq lists its product as uncharacterized. Bases 1 to 564 code for a protein of 187 amino acids. The transcript has a single exon. NCBI's taxonomy places the organism in Eukaryota, Viridiplantae, Streptophyta, Magnoliopsida, Fagales, Betulaceae. The record is from RefSeq and is a predicted model, not a curated record.
AUGAGUGAAUCCUUCAUCAAUCCCUACUAUCUCCAUCAUGGAGAUAGCCCGGGAUCUGUUCUGGUUUCUCUUCCAUUGGACGGAGACAAUUACCAUACAUGGAGUCGAUCUAUGAUCAUCGCGCUCACGACCAAAAAUAAGCUUGGAUUCGUCGAUGGAUCCAUUGCCAAACCAGCUCCUAGUGCAUCAACAUAUCUACCAUGGAUUCGGUGCAAUACAAUGGUAUUAUCUUGGAUUAUAAAUUCAGUUUCCAAGGAUAUUGCCGCAAGUGUUAUCUACCUUAACACUGCAGAAGAGAUUUGGCUUGAUCUGAAAGAGAGAUUUUCUCAGAAAAAUGGACCAAGGAUUUAUCAAAUCCAGAAGUCCAUUUCCACUUUGUCUCAAGAAAACCUAAGUGUAAGUGCUUAUUACACCAAGCUGAAAGCUCUGUGGGAAGAGCUUAACAAUUACCGUCCGAUUUCUGCUUGUUCAUGUGGCGCGCAAACAUUUGCUCUUGAAUAUUUUCAACAGGAGUCCAUUUUUCAAUUUUUUAUGGGGCUUAAUGACAGUUAUGCGCAUAUCUGA